CCUGUUUCCUGCAGAGUUUUGUCCUUCUCUGUGGGGUCGGCACCUCCACCCCUCUUCCUGAGACAUAAUCCCGUCUGCAUGUCGUCCAGCAACAACAGGAGCACCCAGGAGUUAAUCUGGAUCAUGAUGCUGCUCUCGCUUUCAGGGAGAAAGAUAGGAUCAGCGUGACGGAAAGCCUUUGACGGAUGACAGGAGAGGAUUUCUUUCUCUCCGCUGCGACCUCGGCACAGAUUGAGGAAGGAGCCGACCACCGCAUUGCCAUUCACUAAUGAAGAUGCUGGGGGCUGGGAGUUAAAGCCCUCCACCAGAGGGAAGCUGGUUCACAGCUGGGGCUGGGCCCCUGCCUCAGGUGGGGGUGAAGAGCCCUCACGGCCCCCUGCGGGUCUGGACCAUGGGUGAUGGAGGUGUCGGUGCAACUGGAGGAGAUGGGGCCAACCAGUCUCAUGUUCUGUUCGACAACUUUGUCCAGGCGACGACAUGUAAAGGCACCCUGAAGGCCUUCCAGGAGCUGUGUGAGCGCCUGGAGGUGAAGCCCAGUGAGCACAGGAUCUUCUAUCACAAGCUCAAGUCCAAACUUAACUACUGGAAGGCAAAGGCUCUCUGGGUGAAGUUAGACAAGAGGGCCUGCCAGAAGGAGUACAAGAAGGGACGUGCCUGUGCCAACACAAAGUGUCUGAUCAUCGGUGCGGGGCCAUGUGGUUUACGGACUGCCAUCGAGCUGGCUUUCCUGGGGGCCAGAGUGGUGCUCCUGGAGAAGAGGGAUGCCUUCUCCAGAAACAACGUGCUGCACCUUUGGCCCUUCACCAUCCACGACCUCAGAGGCCUUGGGGCCAAGAAGUUCUAUGGGAAGUUCUGCGCUGGUGCUAUCGAUCAUAUCAGUAUUCGUCAGCUUCAGCUAAUGCUGCUCAAAAUGGCCCUCCUGCUGGGGAUCGAGAUCCAUGUCAACGUAGAGUUCAAGGGACUUAUCGAGCCGCCUGAUGACCAGGAGAGUGAGAGGAUAGGCUGGAGGGCUGAGGUCCACCCCAGGACACACCCUGUCAGCGAGUUGGAGUUCGAUGUCAUCAUUGGAGCAGAUGGAAGGAGGAACACACUACCAGGAUUUCGACGGAAGGAGUUCCGGGGGAAGCUCGCCAUCGCCAUCACCGCCAACUUCAUCAACAGGAACACAACGGCGGAGGCGAAGGUGGAGGAGAUCAGCGGCGUGGCCUUCAUCUUCAACCAGAAGUUCUUUCAAGAUCUCAGGGAGGCAACAGGUAUUGACCUGGAAAACAUUGUGUAUUACAAGGAUGACACACAUUACUUUGUGAUGACUGCCAAAAAACAGAGCCUGCUGGAGAAAGGAGUUAUUCUGCAUGACUAUGCAGACACUGAGCUGCUCCUGUCCAGGGCUAACGUAGACCAGGCUGCCUUGCUGUCCUACGCGCGUGAAGCUGCAGAUUUCUCCACCAACCACCAGCUGCCCACCCUGGACUUCGCCAUCAACCACUACGGCCAGCCCGAUGUCGCCAUGUUUGACUUCACAUGCAUGUACGCCUCGGAGAAUGCCGCCAUGGUCCGCCAGCGCAACGGCCACAAGCUGCUGGUGGCGCUAGUGGGCGACAGCCUUUUGGAGCCGUUCUGGCCCAUGGGCACCGGUAUUGCGCGCGGUUUCCUGGCAGCCAUGGACUCCGGCUGGAUGGUGAAGAGCUGGGCGCAGGGAAAAACUCCUCUGGAGGUUCUGGCCGAGAGGGAGAGCAUAUACCGGCUUCUGCCUCAGACAACACCGGAAAAUGUCAGUAAGAACUUCAGUCAGUACAGCGUGGAUCCGACCACACGCUACCCCAACAUCAGCCUGAACUUCCUCAGGCCCAGUCAGGUGCGACACCUCAUUGACACGGGAGAAGGAAGGGAAAUCCGAAUUGAAAUUGAGAAUGUGAUCAACUCGUCGACGCCGAAGUUAGCCCGGAAUGACAAUUACCUGCUUGACAAACAGUUUCAAGAAUCCAUUGCUCGAUCCAGUAAGCUGCUGAACUGGUGCCAGAGGCAGACGGAAGGAUACAGGAACGUCAGCGUGACGGACCUCACCAUGUCGUGGAAGAGCGGCUUGGCGCUGUGCGCCCUCAUUCACCGAUACAGACCCGAUCUCAUAGACUUUGACUGUCUGGAUGAGGAGAACCAUGAGAGGAACAAUCAGCUGGCGUUCGACGUGGCAGAGAAGGAGUUUGGCAUUUCGCCAUGCAUGACCGGCAAGGAGAUGUCCUCAGUGGUGGAGCCAGACAAGCUCUCCAUGGUCAUGUACCUCAGCCAGUUUUAUGAGAUGUUUAGAGACACAGUGCCACCUGGAGAUAACCACAACCUGAGUCCAGAGGAGAAAGCUGCGCUGAUUUCCAGCACAAAGUCUCCCAUCUCCUUCCUCAGCAAGCUGGGUCAGAGCAUCGCUAUUUCCAGGAAGAGAAACCCCAAGGAUAAAAAGGAAAAGGAUGUGGACGGUUUGGGCAAAAGGAGGAAAACCAGUCAGUCUGAAGAUGAGGACGUUUCCAGGUCCUGUCGGGAAGAACGGCCGUCUGUCCCUGCUGUCCUGUCAGAGAGAAAAAUGGACUGUGCUGCUGCAGGAAACCACAACAAAGUGAAGGUGAUGGCCACCCAGCUGCUGGCCAAGUUCGAAGAGAACGCCCCGGCUCAGCCUUCAGGCCUCAAACGACAGGGGGACUCUCUGCCCAACCUGGACCACAUUUUGCCCCUUUGCCCUCCACCAAACCCUGUGAACGAGCCAGUGCGCCUGGCUCCUGUCCCUGCAUGGAGAAAGAGACGCACCCAACAGCAGGAGAAGCUGAGCAUUCGCUACAAAGAAAUGGUCAAAUGUCAGACGCUACCCAGCCUAGGGGAUCAGGCCAGAAGCGCUGCAGAUCAAACGUCCAGCUCGGGCUCUCGGAGCUGCCCAAAGAAAACCAUUCUGCUCCCUUCCUCCUCCUCCACUUCCUCGCUCUCUCUUCACUCAGAGAAUUUACCCUCAGAGGAAGAGGAGCUUGAAUACUAUGAAAGGCCUCUGACACACAGGGAAGGGAAGCAGUCACUCACAGUUGACCUCGCUCCCAUUCACAUCCCUGGUAUUCAGGAGCGGGCCGACCGCCUCAUCUCCAAGUUUAAGGGCAAAGCUGAUAAAUCACCAAAGCCUAAGAAAAAGCCAUCCCGUUUCUUUUUAGAGCAGUGGUUCUUGACCCGAGGCCUGAGUCAGAGCCCAGUGUCACCUCUGUCCUCCUCUGAAGCUUCCAGAAAGGAGCCAGUGAGGCCUCUGGACUCUGAGCAGAUGCCCAUAUAUGUGCUUAGUAUUCAGGAAAGAGCCGAACAACUUGAAUUUCAGUUGGAAGGCAAGCAAGUCGGGCCGCAGCCAAAGAAAAAACCCUCUCGUUUUUUUAUGGAGCGAUGGCACCUGGCCCGCGCCCAGAGCCCCCCCGACACCCCCCCGUCCGCCUGCUCCAGACAGCACUUGGUGAGGAUGUACACAGGGGGAGUUAGCACCCUGGCUGAGCAGCUAGCCGGCCAGCUUCAGUCUCAGGAAGAGUCCAAACCCACACAUGUACCAGAAAGGAGGGAUUUGGGUUCUUUCAGGAAAGAGUUCCCCGUCAACAUUGGCGGCAGCGACGUCUGCUUCUUCUGCCGGAAGAGAGUCUACGUCAUGGAGAGGCUGAGCGCGGAGGGGAAGUUCUUCCACCGCAGCUGCUUCAAAUGCGACUACUGCGGGACAACGCUGCGACUUUCCUCCUACGCAUUUGAUGUGGAGGACGGGAAAUUUUACUGCAAGCCUCACUACUGUUACCGACUGUCUGGUUACGCCCAGAGGAAGAGGCCGGCUCCUUCUCCUUCUCCCGCUCCGGUCUCAGCUAAGGAAAACCAGAUGCCCCUAACUCCGAUUCAGACCGUGGACGGCCCCAGCAGGGCGGCGGCGGCGGCUCCCUCGGCUGAGAUCCCGCCCUCAGCACCGGAGGUCAACGGGGUGCCGGAGCCCAGCAUGGCUAAACGUCUCCGUGGAACCCCGGAGAGGAUCGAGCUGGAGAACUACCGCCUGUCCCUGCAGCGGGAGGAGGAGCUGGAGGAGGUGCCGGAGGAGACGCUGGCCGAGCACAACCUGAGCAGCGUGCUGGACAAAGCCACCGACGUCGAUUUGGGCUCCAGUAGCUCUGAGUCUGACAUGGAGGAAGAGGAUGAGCAGGAGGAAGAGGCAGAGGUGGAGGAAGAGGCGGAGGUGGAGGAGCAGCCGGCCAGCCCGUCGGACCUCGGUGGCGUUCCCUGGAAGGAAGCCGUGGAGCUCCACGCCAAACUGCGAGGCGGUGAGCUGGAGGACGAAGCUCUGGCGGAUGCUGCCAGCAGGGAUGGAGACGUGGAGGAAGACGAGGAAGAAGAAGAAGAGGAGGAGGAAGAUGAGGAAGAAUCCAGUGAUGAGGGGGAUUACUGCCCCUGGGACAGAGAGCUGCAGUCAGGUCUGUGGCUGGAGAAGCACCUCACUGAUGAAGAGGAUGUUGGUAAAUUCAAAGCCAGGAACAUACAGAUCCAGCAGCUCCUCCAGCCGGUGGAUCCCAGCGCCAUUCCGAGUUUGGCGAGAGCGCGGCGGGAUUCUGACCAGGACGGCCCGGUGGGUUCUGAGCCCACUCUUCCCCCCUCCACAGCCCCCGCCCACACAUCCACCCGACACGAGGCAGUGAGGGUCUGGUUGGAGUCGUUGUCUGGAGAACCGUGUGAGGAUGAAGAGCUGGAAGCUGAAGCAGACAGUCCGGACAUGGAGCCCGGCACGGAGCUGGACCAAGAUGACAUUCCUUCGGAUGCAGAAGCUGAGGCUCGGCUGCACCAGUCAGAGCAAGACGAAGCUCCUCCAGAGGAAAACAAGGACACAGAAAGUCUGGGGAAAGACUCCAGUAUUGACCCAGCCAGCACCAGCUCACUGCUGAAGGACGACAUCGUUCUUUCCCCCCUCAAACCGCCGGCUGAGCCUGUCAGCCCAGUGAAAUCUCCCGGCAUCCGUUUCUUCCCGGUUCCCUUCUUACCGGAGGAAGAGAAGACAGCUGUGUCCCCGGCUGUCAGGAACCCGCUCAGCCCUUCAUCCGUUUCAUUUUCCGCUCCCAUCCUGUCUCCCGCUCCUGCCGUCACCCUCCCCUCUGUCUCCCCUUCUUCUUCCCCUCCUGUCUCACCCGUCGCCUCUCCGCUGAAGCCAUCUGGCCAGUCGCCUGUCAGCUCGCCUGUCAAGUCGCCGCUCAGCUCCCCGAUUCGCUCCCAGCCCAUUUCACUUCCAGAAACACGCACGCCUAAAUCCCCGGUCUUCCCCCACCGCUCCAUCUGCCCUCUGACAGGAAACCCCCUUUCCCCGAUCUGCGCCCAGCCUUUGCCCUGCCAGGAAGCCUCCUCACCUCUGACCUCUGACUCCCCCGUCAGGACACAGCCCGUCAGCUCAACGCCCGAGCCGCUCAGGUCCGCCGACUCCUCCAUUGAGGAAAACGCCUCGAAAAAGUCAGACAUCAUCGAGGAGUUCUGGCUGAAGAGUGCAGAGAUCCGGAAGAGCCUCGGCCUCUCUCCUUUAGACCGAAGCAGUAAAAUCCUGGAGAAGACCCCGAUACCGGACCCGACCCCUGUGAAGACGCCGUCCACCAGGGAGCCAAAGCCGGCGUUUACCGGCCGCACCGUCAUACGCAGACUCAACAUCACCCUGGAGGGGCAAGUCAUCACGCCGAUCGCUCCCGCUCCGGCCAAGAGUGACACAAACCUAACGGCGAACGGUGACAGCGGCAACACGUCGGACUCCACCAUGCUCACCCCGCCCUCCAGUCCACCGCCACCCGUCCCCGCCAACCAGUCUCCGGCGGUGCUCAGGCAGAAGAGACACCAGGCGUCUUGGAGCAACGGCACAGAAAAGCUUCCAGCCGACGCUCCGGUUCCUGCGCCCAGGACGCAGCUGAGUCCCACCCCCGCACCCAGGAAACUGUCGUCCCCUGAGGCAGCGCCACAGACCGCCCCGGUUGUGAUAAUGAGGGAGAAGAAGAAGCAACCUCGGCCGGCUGAGGUCAGGAAAUCGUUUGUGGAGACGGUUGAGGAGAUUCCUUUUGCCGACGACGUGGAGGAGACGUACGAUGAGCGCACGGCAGAAACGAGCCAGAAGAAGAGUCAGGCGCCUCCCGCCAUCAAGCCGCCGCUGCACCUGGCGUUAGCCAUGGAGAACGGUAAGCCGAACAUCCCAGUAAUCCCAGUCUCCAAAUCCCAGAGGGCCACUCGGUUUUCCCCAGAGGCCAAGGAGAUCGCUGAAGAGAGAAUCAGAGCAAGAGAGAAAUCUGUGAAGAGCCAAGCUCUCAAAGACGCCAUGGCCAAGCAGCUGAACAAAAUGAAAGAGUCCGACCUGAACAGGAGCGUCUCCCCUAAGAUGGCCUGGAGCGCCACUCCGGAUUCAGCUGGAAAGACCAAAAAGUCACCCGGAUCUCCCAAAACGUCGGCCGUGAAGGCGCUGGAGUCAAAGAAAGAGUCUGUUCCUGAGCGUUUCUUCAGCAGCAACAAGAGUCUGGACAGCUCAGUGGCGUCGUCAGAGGGAUCAUCAACGGGCAAGAGCAAGAAGCGGAGCUCCCUCUUCUCACCCCGCAAGAACAAGAAGGAGAAGAAAGCCAAAAACGACGGCAGCAGGCACUCUGGCGCCGAGGAGACGCCGCCCAAACACAAGUCGCUGUGGAAGGCCGUGUUCUCUGGCUACAAAAAGGACAAGAAGAAGAAGGACAACAAGUCGUGUCCGAGCACGCCGUCGUCCAGCUCCACCACCCAGGACUCGGGGAAGAAGAGGAUGUCGCCUCUGGGGAAAUCCUCAGACUUAAAGACUCGGAGGAACCUGAGCUUUUCUGAGGACUCGGACCUGUCCUGUGAUGAUGUUCUGGAGAGGUCGUCCCAGAAAUCAAAGGCAGAUCGGCACAUGGACAUCUUUGACCUAGUGUCAGGCAUGCAGAAGGAGGCAAUAAAGGAGGAGAGUCUGGAAAAAGAGAGGAGGAGGGAGAUAAAGAGGAAAAAGAGGGCAAAAGAGGGUCUGAAAGAAAGGGAGCCUGAAAAGGAGGUUGGCCAAGAAAAGGAGAAAGACAAUGAGGAGAAAACCUACACAGAGGAGGAGCUGAAUGCCAAGCUCACACGCAGAGUCCAGAAAGCCGCCCGGCGGCAAGCGAAGCAGGAGGAGCUCAAAAGGCUGCAUCGCGCUCAGAUCAUCCAGAGGCAGCUGGAGCAGGUGGAGGAGAAGCAGCGGCAGCUGGAGGAGCGGGGUGUAGCCGUGGAGAAAGCACUGAGGGGAGAAGCAGGCUUGUAUAAAGGUACUUGUACAUUACCCAAACAGCACAAAAGAAGAUCAGACUAUUGGGGAGAUUCUAAUUACAGUGAAAUCCUGGACUUGCAUCUGGGCGUUGAGCCCUUUGUGGGGAUGCCUCGUCGGAGACCACUCUCCCUCUGCCCUUGCUGUUCCUCUGAAGCUCAGCUCCAUCCUGGAGACCACAGCCAUGCCGUUUAUUUGUGUAUGGGCAAGAAGGACGACCCGAAGCUGAUGCAGGAGUGGUUCAAGCUGGUGCAGGAGAAGAACGCCCUGGUCCGCUAUGAGUCGGAACUCAUGAUAUUUGCCAGAGAGCUGGAGCUGGAGGACCGGCAGAGUCGGCUGCAGCAGGAGCUCCGGGAGCGGAUGGCUGUGGAAGACCAUCUGAAAACCGAGAAGGAGCUGGCUCAGGAAAAGCAGAUCCUGAAUGAAAUGCUGGAGGUGGUGGAGCAGCGCGACGCCCUGGUGGCCCUGCUGGAGGAGCAGAGACUUCGGGAAAAGGAGGAGGACAAGGACCUGGAGGCAGUCAUGCUCUCUAAGGGAUUCAACCUGAACUGGGCCUGAAAGCUGACACACAAGCAAGAAAAACACAGGGUUUGUCUCGUCAAGCAGCAGCGCAAACUCCACUCAAGUUGUCUGAAGAUAGACACGAGCAAACGAUCCGGAACUGUCACACCUACAGCACUGAAUGUGUAGAUAUGUGUCCAACACAACAAACACGCCGCUGCUGCCUCCGACACUGACGCAGCGUUCCCAGAUCCCCGCCUGAAGGCGGUCCAACUUAAUCACUCUGCAGUUGGGUUCCUCUCCCUCUGUGUGGGAGGAGAGCCGAGUUCAUAUUCACUAGUUUAUCAUCGCAGCCUUGAAGAGGAUCCUUUCAGGCCCCGGGGCCCACAAGGAGGAUGUGUGGAGACUUUAUAAAGGGAAGAAUCAGUUCAGUCCUGCUGAUGUAAAGAAAUUGUAAAGUUUUUGUGUAUAAAUGUGUUGAACAACAUUUUCUGCAGAGGUGUGUUGAAACAUUCAGCUGCCUUUCUCUCCAGUGACAGAGUGUUUAUCCUAAUGAACCACACAGCCCUGAACGGCCAUGUUUUUGUCCUCCUCAACUGUGUUUAGUGAGUCAACACUAAGAAUUCAUUAACUCUGGCCACCUUUUUUAGUUCUUUUUUAUAUUUCUAUGUUUGCUUUUAAAAGAUGAACACUUUUUUCUGUUGCAUUCACAGGAGAGUGCCCAGGAUCUCAUUAUCUUCUGCAUAAGCCCCCUGCACUCCUAAGCCAUUGUGUGUCAGUAAUGCGGCUGCAGGCUCAUGCAGCAGAGCAACUUGACGUGUCUUUAAUCAUUUCUCAGACUCGAUAACGCCCGGCCUCUCCGGGAGAAGCGCCGUUUUACGGUAAAUCACACUGACAGUUAAAAGUUUACAGAAACGCGUUUGAUUAUCGGGUGGCUAUUGAUGGCGCUGCGGGAGGCGGGACGCGUUCGGCUGGUGGAGGGAGCAGAGUUAUCGGUGUGAUCUCGUUAUACCAGCAGAGGUCUGGAGUUCCUGUCACUCACUCUGUGCCACAGGAAGUUCUCGGUUACACUACAGACGAAUCGAGGCUCAUGCUGAAUAUUUGAACAAGAUGCCUUUUGAAGUUUUCUUUUCCACACUAAUUACUCCACUACUCCAGUUUUUUGUUUUUAAGGUAGGACUAAGUUUUUAAAUCUAUUCUGCUUCAUGCAAAUCAGUUAGAAAGAAUCCAAAACUGUUAAAAGUGCAGCAGAGGGUACGGUUGAAAACCCCGACGUGAUCAGUGGAUACAGUUACACAACUUUAAAGGCUGUUGUUUUUCAAUGGCGUGUGAAACGUUUGACGUGAUUGUACUGAUAUUUAUUAACGUGUGAAAACUGUACCAUAUGUAAAGAAAAUCCUAAUUUGUAAAACUGUUCUGCUGACACAUGGACUGCAAUGUAAAUGCUUCAUCAUGUAGCUAGAAUGCAUAGAUGUAUGCAAUAAAACAAUGCAGUUGUUCUUUUA
This is a messenger RNA of Xiphophorus maculatus (southern platyfish), 9306 nucleotides long. RefSeq names its product protein-methionine sulfoxide oxidase mical3a-like (gene mical3a). NCBI's taxonomy places the organism in Eukaryota, Metazoa, Chordata, Actinopteri, Cyprinodontiformes, Poeciliidae. The record is from RefSeq and is a predicted model, not a curated record. Bases 392 to 7858 code for a protein of 2488 amino acids. The transcript has 50 exons. Gene Ontology annotation, molecular function: FAD binding; protein binding.